This is a messenger RNA of Limulus polyphemus (Atlantic horseshoe crab), 1413 nucleotides long. Its product is annotated as inactive tyrosine-protein kinase 7-like. The transcript has 6 exons. Bases 115 to 1413 code for a protein of 432 amino acids. NCBI's taxonomy places the organism in Eukaryota, Metazoa, Arthropoda, Merostomata, Xiphosura, Limulidae. Gene Ontology annotation, molecular function: axon guidance receptor activity. Gene Ontology annotation, cellular component: axon; plasma membrane; neuronal cell body. Gene Ontology annotation, biological process: synapse organization; homophilic cell-cell adhesion. The record is from RefSeq and is a predicted model, not a curated record.
CAUCGUUAGUGUAGUGAGAGUAACGCUUCGUGUUUGAUAUGUUCAUUCGAAUGUCGAUAUAAAUAAAAGUUUUGCCUAGAAAUAGCUUCGCUUGGAGCUGUCUCUGGUAUUGAUAUGGGAAAAAUGUACCGUACCUUUCUCGUUGGUUUUCUCCAGACAAUGGUGAUAGUAUGGUUGGCCGGUAGAACUCUAGGUCAAGACAGCUUUUACUUCAACCCUCAUCCAAAGGGACAGACUGUCAUCAAUGGUCAUUCUGUAAUCCUCCGUUGUAACGUUUCCAACACAAAUCACAUAGUUUUCUGUUGGACACUUGACAGUCAUCCAGUGCUAAACGGGACGAGAAGGUUCCAGGUAGGAUCAAACUUGUAUAUCACCCGUGUUGAUCGCCGUAAAGACAGCGGCGAGUUUAAAUGUAUAGCUACGAACGUGACCUCUGGUAUCUCACUAGCCAGUCAAGGAGCCCAGUUGGAUAUCCAGUGGAUCAGUGACGUGGCCGAAGUCCAGCUUCACAAUCCACCUCGAGAAAAGGACUUGGUUCCCGGCAGAGAGCUGGUACUCCGAUGUAAAGCUGAUGGAAGCUCUAACAUCAGCUACGAGUGGUUCCACAAUGGUAACAAGAUCUCCAGAAGCAACAGGGUAUCCAUUCGCCACAGACGACUCCACAUUCACAAACUGACCCUUGAAGAUAACGGCAUUUAUUCCUGUCGUGGUGUUAAUGAAGCUGGGGUUUUAGAAAGCACCAACAACUUUGCCCUUCGUUUAAAAAGUAAACAGGUGCCAUGUAUUCUGAAGCUUCCACAAGACGUUACUGUAAGGAAGGACGAUACUGCUGUGUUUGACUGUGUAUAUGAAAAUGCUGUGUCUGUACAGUGGUACUACCAUAACAAAGAAGCCAUUCUCCACAACAGUUCAAGGUUUAUUGUGUACCCUAAUGGCUCCCUGGUGGUGUCUAGAGUGAGAGCUUCUGAUGAAGGAAUUUACCGCUGUGUUGGAAUUAGCGCUUCUAAAGACGUCCCUCAACAGGCAUAUGUGGCUCACCUUAAAGUGGCAUUUCUGCGUGACAUCACAGAGGAUUCAUUUGAGCCACCAGUAAAAUCAGGUGAGAAGACCGUGGUUCCUCAAAAUGGAGUGUUUGAAAUCGCAUGUAAGCAUCCAGUUGGUCAUCCAAAGCCCCGAAUCUGGUGGGAAGGUCCAGAUGGAAAGGUGAUCAGUGAUGCAGGCCAUGUCAGAGUGGACGGAACUAGGUUAAUAAUUCAUGCUGUUGCAUUGUCUGACUCGGGAUUUUACACCUGUACAGCAGAGAAUAUAGCAGGCCAGAAGCGAUACAGUGUUGACCUGUAUGUUUCAGGUAAACUCAUUAAGUGCGCUUUAUUGGGAUCUAGUUUAAGUGUUCAUUGUUAUAAUCUAGUUUAA